This is a messenger RNA of Monoraphidium neglectum, 642 nucleotides long. RefSeq names its product oligosaccharyltransferase complex subunit alpha (ribophorin I). The transcript is spliced from 5 exons. NCBI's taxonomy places the organism in Eukaryota, Viridiplantae, Chlorophyta, Chlorophyceae, Sphaeropleales, Selenastraceae. Gene Ontology annotation, cellular component: oligosaccharyltransferase complex; membrane. The coding region runs from base 1 to 642 and encodes 213 amino acids. The record is from RefSeq and is a predicted model, not a curated record.
AUGCCCAAAGCGCACGUGUGCACCCCCGGCACUGGCCCCCUGCAACAGGUGACCAUUGGCAAAGAGGCUUUCGAGCCAACCCCUGCCACCACCCCUGCGGGCGCGCCGUCCCGCGUCAGCUGCUACUCUGCGACGAUCUCCAUACCCAAGGACGCAUCUGCCACCGUGGAGGUGUCGACGUCAUUCACUGGGGUGCUGACGCCCAACCCGAGGGCCAUCAGGCAGGGUGACCAGCAGCUGGUGGAGUAUGAGGACACGCUGUGGCCCGUGUCACCCUACAAGAUACAGCAGCAGUCGACGACGGCCAUCCUGCCGACAGAGGGCAUCCUCAGCCACAGCCGCCCCGAGGACACCGUGAACAAGGUGACCCGGCUGGUGUGGGGCUCCCUUGGCGCGGCUGAGCCAUGGUCCCUGGAACCCCUCCGGGUGCACUUCCACCACGACAAGCCCUUCAAGAAGGUCGUCAGCCUGGUGCGGGAGAUCGAGGUGUCCCAUUGGGGUAACAUCUAUGUCGAGGAGGCUUAUGUCAUCGCCAAUGCCGGCUCAGAGCACAAGGGGCCCUUCAGCAGACUGCGCUACCAAUUGGAGGGCGGCCGCGCCAACAGCUUCCAGGUCGGCCUGCCGGCCGAGGUUGUUACAUAG